This is a messenger RNA of Drosophila busckii, 530 nucleotides long. It is a transcript of the gene Z600, whose product is annotated as protein Z600. Bases 261 to 530 code for a protein of 89 amino acids. Lineage: Eukaryota; Metazoa; Arthropoda; Insecta; Diptera; Drosophilidae. The transcript has a single exon. The record is from RefSeq and is a predicted model, not a curated record.
GUUCUACCUGCGCGCGCAAUUUUAAAAUCAUUAAAAAUGGAUUAGCUUCUUCCAGCGUAAAAUAAUAAACAUUUCUCGUAAUCUACAUAUGCAGGUAAAUGACGAAAUUUUAACUUUUGCCAUAAUCUUCGCGGGAUUUAUCAAUAUUUCAUGGGCUCAUGCACAUAUAAAUGUGUUCAGAAUAUAGUUUAUGAAUUUAGUAACAAGCUAACACCGUUCAGAAAUAGAAAUAAUUUAAAGAACACUCUUCAACUUGAGAAAUGGCAAACAGUGAAACUAGCCAAGUAAUGCAACGCUUCUACAAUUUGAAACUUGUUGAAACUCCACGACCGUCAAAGCGAGAGCAAGGAAGACGAGAAUGCUACUCAGAAGAAAUCCUCAAGAAAUCCCAGGUGCCUGCAACUCCCUGCGCUGGAAGUGCUACGUUUUUAACGGAACUGAAGAAACGACGAAAGACCAAAAUGAAACGUACCUAUAACUAUGAGAUGGACCAGCAUUUCAUUAAAGCUAGAAAGUCACUUAAUUUUUAG